CAUCUCUCCCGUUACGACGGCAGCACAGCACAGCCCUGCACAGCCUGCCUCUGUGAGAACCACCAAGUCGUGCUGAGAGAAAGAGAGAGAGAACGAAAGAGACAGAGAGAGGAGGGGGUUAGAGUAAGUGAGACAGAGAAAGAGAAAGAGACAGAGAGAAGAGUAGGACCACGGAGGGAGCAAAAUACAGCCCUAUUGCCGUCACUCUCUCUGACAUCUCCUCUCGUGCUCGUGUGUUCCAGUGUGUGAACGCGUGGAGGAGAGAGGGGGAAUAAUAGAAUUAAGCCUGGGUGAUUCUUUCUUUCUUGCCUCCUCCCCCUCCUUCCUUAUUUUCCUUCUUUUUUUCUCCUCAUCAUCCAAGUCUUGAAUACGGGUGUCAGCUGCCACAGCGGGAUAAAAUAAAGGGAUGCUUUGAAUGCUGCCUCUGUUUGCAAAAGGGACGAGGAGGACGAGAGAAGCACAACAAGCAAGGGACAAAAACCGGAUUUCUCGAAUGAAUGGGAGUCCCCCGCAGCAUGUGCUGGGAAUAGCAGUCGGAUACUGAAGUCUCUGAUUCAGGAUCCCAUCCAGAGGAACUGACCACUCCACUGCACACGGCCUGGGUGUCUCCGAAUGCUUUUCUCUGCCAAAGUUCUGGUUGACCAACCACGGCCCACGUUGCUACACUCCAAGUAUUUCAUCUUAAAGGAUGUUUGAGGACUAAGCCUGGGAUUCCGACAGAUCCUGACCACACCUGCAAAACAAGGGGAGAGAUUCUUGCUUGUUGUAGACAGGCAAAGCCCUGCUGGUCCUGGGGUGGUGUUUCCUGUCUGCCACAGGAAGAAGAAACAUGUUUGGCUAAGAUGUCGUUGAGGACUCCACCACACUGCCUCUCCUACACUGUGUGCCCCCCCGGAUGUGUGUCCCCGAUGGUGCCAUGAUCCUGUUAUAACCGUGGGUAAUGACGAGGCAUAAGACCAAUCCUGGAGAUGCCGAAGAGAAGAGACAUUCUUGCCGUCGUGUUGAUAGUGUUACCGUGGACUCUGCUCAUCACCGUCUGGCACCAAAGCGCGAUCGCGCCGCUGCUCGCCAUCCGAAAGGAUGACAGAGCCGAGGGGAGGAAGGAGGGCGGACAGGCCUCCGACUCCAAGGAGUACUGCUCCUCGGACAAGGACAUUGUGGAGGUGGUGAGGACCGAGUAUGUAUACACGCGGCCCCCGCCCUGGUCCGAUGUGCUGCCCACCAUCCACAUCAUCACCCCCACCUACAGCCGGGCCGUCCAGAAGGCGGAGCUCACCCGGCUGGCCAACACCUUCCUCCAUGUCCCCAACCUGCACUGGAUCCUGGUGGAGGACUCCCAGAGGCGGACGCCCCUAGUCACCCGGCUCCUCCGGGACACGGGGCUCAACUACACCCACCUCAACGUGGAGACCCCCAGGAACUAUAAGCUGAGGGGGGACACCAGAGAUCCGCGAAUCCCCCGGGGAACCAUGCAGAGGAACCUGGCGUUGCGCUGGCUCCGGGAGACCUUCAAUGCCAACAGCAGCCAAGCUGGCAUUGUGUACUUUGCAGACGACGACAACACCUACAGCCUGGAGCUGUUUGAGGAGAUGAGGUCCACCAGAAAGGUCUCCGUGUGGCCCGUGGCAUUCGUGGGCGGGCUACGCUACGAGUCGCCCAAGGUCAACGCAGCAGGAAAGGUGUACGGCUGGAAGACGGUGUUCGACCCCCAUCGACCAUUUGCCAUCGACAUGGCGGGCUUCGCCAUCAACCUGCGCCUCAUCCUCUUCAAACCCCAGGCCUACUUUAAACUGCGGGGGGUCAAGGGGGGCUACCAGGAGAGCAGUCUACUCCGAGAGCUGGUCACUCUCAAUGACCUGGAGCCUAAAGCAGCUAAUUGCACUAAGAUACUCGUUUGGCACACCAGGACAGAAAAACCUGUCCUUGUUAAUGAGGGGAAAAAAGGAUUCACAGACCCUAACGUGGAGAUUUGACAGUCUCCUCAGAAAAGGGUGGUUGGCUUUGGAUUCUGAGAGAGGAAGACAGACACUCUUCCUCAGAGCAAAACAAUAUUAAUGUCUUAAUCAUGAAAAGAAAAAGCGAAAUACUUUUACUAUUGGAAUUAAAGCAGUUAUAAUGUAUCAUAUUAAAGCACAGAAUAUCUCAAGAUGGCAAUAUUCAUCAGGUUUAAGUGUUGCAGACACCAACACAAAACAGAUAUGGAAGGAGGGAGCGACGGCAGAUGGGACACUUGUCAGUGGUGUGCAGGCAUGAGAGACAGCACAAUGUUAAAAGGAAUGGUGAAUGCCAAUGGAACUCGUUACACUGUAACCGCUUGAAAAGACGGAAGAGAAUGAUUCUUGUUCAAUGUGGAUCUGCGUUCUGCACAUACUAGAUGAGGUCAGGAAUCCUCGCCUCGAAAGGCUCAGAAG
This is a messenger RNA of Hypomesus transpacificus, 2411 nucleotides long. It is a transcript of the gene b3gat1a, whose product is annotated as beta-1,3-glucuronyltransferase 1 (glucuronosyltransferase P) a. The transcript has 8 exons. NCBI's taxonomy places the organism in Eukaryota, Metazoa, Chordata, Actinopteri, Osmeriformes, Osmeridae. Bases 969 to 1973 code for a protein of 334 amino acids. The record is from RefSeq and is a predicted model, not a curated record. Gene Ontology annotation, cellular component: Golgi membrane. Gene Ontology annotation, biological process: chondroitin sulfate proteoglycan biosynthetic process; carbohydrate metabolic process. Gene Ontology annotation, molecular function: galactosylgalactosylxylosylprotein 3-beta-glucuronosyltransferase activity.